Messenger RNA from Argentina anserina (silverweed cinquefoil), 1119 nucleotides. Its product is annotated as vestitone reductase-like. The record is from RefSeq and is a predicted model, not a curated record. Gene Ontology annotation, molecular function: oxidoreductase activity, acting on the CH-OH group of donors, NAD or NADP as acceptor. NCBI's taxonomy places the organism in Eukaryota, Viridiplantae, Streptophyta, Magnoliopsida, Rosales, Rosaceae.
CGCAAAUGGUUACAUGAUUAAGCUCUAUAUGAAACCUUAAUUGCCUUCAAUUCUCUAUCACCUUAAUUAGCUAAUUAACUAGCUAGGUCGGACAAUCACCUGUUAGUUAUCGAGAGAGAUCGGUCGAUGGAAGAUGUCAGAGGAGGCACAAUUUGUGUGACUGGAGGAACAGGAUAUAUAGCCUCAUGGCUGAUUCUGAGACUGCUUCAGCAUGGAUACUCGGUUCGAGCCACCAUCAGAUCCAACAGUGCUGGCAAGAGAGAUAUCAGCUACCUGACGAAUCUACCAGGUGCACAAAAGAAACUCCAAAUCUUUGAGGAUCUCAACAACCCUGAUUCCUUCAAUGACGCCAUCCAAGGCUGCACCAUUGUCUUCCACCUCGCUCAUCCCAUGGACCUUGAAGGCAAAGAACCCGAGGAAACUGUAACCAAACGAGCCCUGGAAGGAACGCUGGGAAUUUUGAAGGCAUGCCUAGAUUCCAAGACUACGGUGAAACGAGUUGUGUACACUUCUAGUGCAUCUGUUGUUGCAUUUAACAACAAUGAUGUGGAAGACAUGGAUGAAAGUUUUUGGAGUGACACAGAUUACAUUAAAGCUUUGAAUCCGUUUGGUGGUUCGUACAUGAUUUCGAAGACAUUAACUGAAAGAGCAGUUCUUGAAUUUUCGGGGAGAUCUGGAUUGGAUGUUGUGACAGUAACUCUCUUUGUUGUUGGCCCUUUCAUUUGUUCCAAGUUCCCCGGCUCUGUUAAAACCUCAUUGGCGCUGGUUGUAGGUAACAGCAAGGAUGAAUUUCCUAUACUUAAUAAUAUGUCAGUGGUACAUGUUGAUGAUGUCACCAGAGCACACAUUUUCCUUUUCGAGCAUCCCGAGGCAAAAGGGAGGUACAAUUGCUCAUCAAUGUUGGUGAAUUUUCCUCUUGAAGAAAUGGCCGAGUUCCUUUCUGCCAACUUCCCUGAGUUUCAGAUACCGUCAUCAGUGUCAUUGAAGGAAGUUAAAGGUCCUAAAUCUCCUGGCAUGUCACCAAAGAAGCUCUUGGAUUCAGGUUUCGAAUUUAAGUAUGGGGUUGAUAAGAUGUUCAGAGAUGCAAUUCAGUGCUGCAAAGAGAAGGGUUAUCUCUAA